Molecule: messenger RNA, 843 nt
Organism: Ogataea parapolymorpha DL-1
Lineage: Eukaryota; Fungi; Ascomycota; Pichiomycetes; Pichiales; Pichiaceae
Exons: 1
Coding region: 1-843 (280 amino acids)
Source: RefSeq, a predicted model, not a curated record
AUGCUGAUUGUACCAACGGCCAGAUAUCCGGAAAACUAUGAGUACGCGUUGGAUUUCCCAAAGUUCCUGCUCAUUGGCGACUCUAUCACCGAACGAUGUGCGAAUCCGUUCCCUAUCUCUGAUUUCUUGGCAGACGGAUACGAUAAGAACGGCAACUAUACUGUCGAACAUAGUUCGCUUGAGUUUUGUUUCAUGGGCCAACUUCAACACGACUAUGCUCGACGCAUGGAUAUCAUCAAUCGCGGAUUUUCCGGGUACAAUUCACAUUACUGGAGACACAUGAUUGAAAAGGUGCUACGUAUAGAACACGACCUGUCGUAUAGUAAAUGCAAAGUGGCCACACUGUUUCUGGGGACUAACGAUGCCGCGUUGGCAAAACCUGAUGGCGUCCCCUACGACGAAUUUUUAGACAACAUGGAGUUCAUCAUAAAACAGAUCUUGGAUAGAGAUAUCAGGCUGGUGGUCAUCGGCCCCGGCCACCAUUAUCCCGACAUUUGGGAAUCGUUGAACCCAGGAGAUGUGAAAAAGGGCAUCCUCCGUAGAAACGAGGAAAACUUGAAAUACUCAAACGGUUUGAAGCAGCUUGCCGAGAAAUUCCAGGUCCCAUUUGUGGAUUUGUACGCAGCACAUGAGGAAUACGCCAAGAAUAGCGUGCUAAAGAGCUCCAAAAACUUGAUUCUGGACGGGAUCCACUUCACUGGUGAAGGAUACCUGCUUCUGUAUCAGUUGCUGAAGAACGCAUUGGCAGAAAAGUACCCCGAGAUGACUGUACCAAACUUAAAAAUGAGGCUUCCUAGCUGGAACGAUUUUGAUAGCGCCAAAGUGGAAGAGAUUGAAAUUUGA